Molecule: messenger RNA, 1599 nt
Organism: Trichoplusia ni (cabbage looper)
Lineage: Eukaryota; Metazoa; Arthropoda; Insecta; Lepidoptera; Noctuidae
Product: putative eggshell protein
Exons: 3
Coding region: 471-1181 (236 amino acids)
Source: RefSeq, a predicted model, not a curated record
UUCUGUGUCGGUGUAUGGCAAUGCGUUGCAAGCCUUCAUACACAAGAUCAAAAACCUUCUACGUUCUACUAGUUAACACAGUGUCCUACAAUAAAAUUUGUUGGUAGAGUUAAAUUAUACCCUGUCAAUCACUAUGCCUGGGUAUAUUCAAUGUAUGACAGUCGAAACUAACGCCUUAACGUUAAGUUCAAAACAUGAAUUUAUCUUAAGCUACAUAAAACUGUAAUUAGAGACUGUUUUAACAUCUUUCUUCUAUAUUGCAGAAUGACCAUGGUGGACCGUUAGUAACUUGGGUGGGAUCUCACGAAGUUCUUAUUGGCAUAGCUUCUGUAUUCAAAGUAUCUGAGGAAAAUCACUGUAUUGGCCCAUUUUUAUAUACCAGCACUCAAUGCAAUGGAGCCUUUUUAGAUUGCGUGUUGACCAAUAAAGAAUUACCGAGUGCAGAUAAUCCCAGUUUAAGACGUGCAACGAUGGCUCUUUGUGACAGUCCUCCAAGUGAAAGAGGAUAUGACACUGUUGAAAGGCAUAUAUCGUGGAUGUAUCAUCCUUCAGGGCCCGCAGAUAACGAAAGAAAAGCGGCAAGCUUGAAAUAUCCUCCAGGAAAGUCAGAAGGACAUUCGCAAGAUCGUGAAACUGGAAAUAAUUAUGGAGGAUCUAAAAAUAUUGAAAGGCAUUUACCCGAAACAUUUGGAGGAUUACAGCAGACUAAGGAAAAGUAUGGAGUUGAAAAAAUUUCACCCGUGAAAUACGGUGUUAGGCAAGAUAAGUUCGGAGCAGAAAAACAUGGGCCGGAAAGAUAUGAAGCACAAAAGUAUGGACCAGAAAAGUACGGACCAGAAAAAUAUGGUCCCGAAAAGUACGGACCGGAGAAGUACGGACCGGAAAAGUACGGACAGGAAAAUCACGAAUCAGAAAAGUACGGCCCAGAAAAGUACGUGCCAGAAAAGUAUGAAUCAGAAAAGUACGGACCGGAGAAGUACGGACCAGAAAUGUAUGGACCACAAAAAUAUGGACCUUCGAGCCAAGGCCAGAAUCCUUAUAGAGGACAUGAUGCAGGCAGAUUUCAAGUCGAACAUUUUUCAAAUAAUGAUAGAUAUAGAGCUGAACCUGCUCAACAAAUAGAACAAUUUUCUCCGAACGAAAAAUUUGUUGUUCGACCUCAGCGCCCACUUCAUACUUGAAUCGGGGUGGGAUCAUGCAGUUGGAGUCAAUAUUUUCUUUAUAUUUAAUAAAUAAAUAAGUUAUUAUUUGCCAUUUUGACACUUUUAAUAUCAUGAUAUAUUUCCAAAUGAUAUUAUUAUUUUGUUUGGUCAACAACUAUGUGAUUCUUAAAGUAAAACUAACCAUUUAAGGGAGCUUCAAUUAUUUGACAAAGAGCCUUAAAAGGAAUAUUGAAAUAUUAUUUUAAUCCUACAAAUACUCUAGUAAUUGGAUUGCACUCGAUGAAACUUGUUGAAUCUGAGCAGCUCAUUUAAAUAAUAAUGAUGAGACAGUCAACAUAUUAAAAGUUCUAAUCACUCAGAGAAGCUAUUUAAGAUAUUAAUAAUAUUUUUUGGAAUUUAGACACCUCUUAUUUACAACAUUAGUCCUCUAAAAAUA